CCUUCCUCCAUGGAUUCGCUCUCGGCAUGUCGAAGUGGUUGUUGUACCUGAAUGUUCCGCCGCGAUGAAGCCUGUUGUAGGUCAGAAAUUCCAAUCAUUGGAUUUUGCUUUUGCUUUCUACGACAUAUAUGCCCGUGCAGUUGGCUUCGAUACGCGCAAACAAGCUAUGAGGAAGGUUGAUGAUGUCACGACCUGGUAUCAAGUUGUAUGCAACAGGGAAGGAAGGAAAAAGGAUGGUGAGGAUGACCAGCUGAAUGCUCGUACUGGUUUCACUAUCAAGCGUAGGAAGUUAUCUAAGCGGUGUGGUUGCACAGCUAGUAUAUCCUUCAGGUUUUUCUCGGAAGAUGGCUCGUCGUGAUACAUAAUUCACGAGUUCAAUGAGAUUCAUAACCAUCACAUGGUUGAGACGGAACAUCAGCAAUUCAUGUCUAGUAAUCGCAAGUUGGAUGAUGUUCAUCAUAAAUUUAUCCUCGACUGUUCAAGGGCGAAUAUAGGACCCACGCUUACAUUUAAGGUAUUGAAGGAGAUUCUUGGUGGGUUCGAACUGGCUGGUUGCACGGUUGGGGAUAUCAGGAAUGCCUCACGGGACAUCAAAGAAUAUGCACAAGGAUAUGAUGUA
Messenger RNA from Salvia splendens (bonfire salvia), 619 nucleotides. RefSeq names its product protein FAR1-RELATED SEQUENCE 5-like. NCBI's taxonomy places the organism in Eukaryota, Viridiplantae, Streptophyta, Magnoliopsida, Lamiales, Lamiaceae. Bases 65 to 358 code for a protein of 97 amino acids. The transcript has 2 exons. The record is from RefSeq and is a predicted model, not a curated record.